UUAUGUUCUAUAAUGAAGUUGUACAGGUAGCCAGGUGUCGGUCUCCAGCCUGAGAACUCUGGCUCUUGUUCCUUCUGUCGUCCCAUAUUCCUGCCUGGCCUACGAUGGACAUCAGCAAGGGCCUCCCAGCCAUGCAGGGAGGCCUCCACAUAUGGAUCACUGAGAACCGGAAGAUGGUGCCGGUACCCGAGGGGGCUUACGGGAACUUUUUUGAGGAACACUGCUAUGUCAUCCUCCACGUCCCCCAGAGCCCGAAGGCCACGCAGGGGGCGUCCAGCGACCUGCACUACUGGGUCGGGAAGCAGGCGGGUGCGGAAGCGCAGGGCGCUGCGGAGGCGUUCCAGCAGCGCCUACAGGACGAGCUGGGGGACCAGACCGUGCUGCACCGCGAGGCGCAGGCCCACGAGUCCGACUGCUUCUGCAGCUACUUCCGCCCGGGAAUCAUCUACAGGAAGGGAGGCCUAGCGUCUGACCUCAAGCAUGUGGAGACCAACUUGUUCAACAUCCAGCGACUGCUGCACAUCAAAGGGAGGAAGCACGUGUCUGCCACUGAGGUGGAGCUCUCCUGGAACAGCUUUAAUAAGGGUGACAUCUUCCUGCUGGACCUAGGCAAGAUGAUCAUCCAGUGGAAUGGGCCCAAGACCAGCAUUUCUGAGAAGGCUCGGGGGCUGGCCUUGACCUACAGCCUCCGGGACAGGGAACGUGGUGGUCGUGCACAGAUCGGUGUGGUGGAUGAUGAGGCCAAAGCCCCGGACCUCAUGCAGAUCAUGGAGGCUGUGCUGGGCCGCAGGGUGGGCAGCCUGCGUGCCGCCACGCCCAGCAAGGAUAUCAACCAGCUGCAGAAGGCCAAUGUUCGCCUGUACCAUGUCUAUGAGAAGGGCAAAGACCUGGUGGUCCUGGAGUUGGCGAUUCCCCCACUGACCCAGGACCUGCUGCAGGAGGAGGACUUCUACAUCCUGGACCAGGGUGGCUUCAAGAUCUUUGUGUGGCAGGGACGCAUGUCUAGCCUCCAGGAGAGAAAGGCUGCCUUCAGCCGGGCCGUGGGCUUCAUCCAGGCGAAGGGCUACCCGACCUACACCAACGUGGAGGUGGUGAACGACGGCGCCGAAUCGGCCGCGUUCAAGCAGCUCUUCCGGACUUGGUCUGAGAAGCGGAGCAGGAACCAGAAGCUCGGCGGGAGGGAUAAAUCGAUUCAUGUAAAGCUGGACGUGGGCAAGCUGCACACCCAGCCUGAGUUAGCGGCCCAGCUCAGGAUGGUGGACGACGGCUCUGGGAAGGUGGAGGUGUGGUGCAUCCAGGACUUACACAGGCAGCCCGUGGACCCCAAGCGUCAUGGACAGCUGUGUGCAGGCAACUGCUACCUUGUGCUCUACACAUACCAGAGGCUGGGCCGUGUCCAGUACAUCCUGUACCUAUGGCAGGGCCACCAGGCCACUGCAGAUGAGAUUGAGGCCCUGAACGGCAACGCUGAGGAGCUAGAUGUCAUGUAUGGUGGCUCCCUAGUACAGGAGCACGUGACCAUGGGCAGCGAGCCCCCCCACUUCCUCGCCAUCUUCCAGGGCCAGCUGGUGAUCUUCCAGGAGAGAGCUGGGCACCAUGGAAAGGGGCAGUCAGCAUCCACCACAAGGCUUUUCCAAGUUCAAGGCACCAACAGCCACAACACCAGGACCAUGGAGGUGCCAGCCCGUGCCUCAUCCCUCAACUCCAGUGACAUCUUCUUGCUGGUCACAGCCAGCGUCUGCUACCUCUGGUUUGGGAAGGGCUGUAAUGGUGAUCAGCGUGAGAUGGCACGGGUGGUGGUCACCGUCAUUUCCAGGAAGAACGAGGAAACAGUGCUGGAGGGUCAGGAGCCUCCCCACUUCUGGGAGGCCCUGGGAGGCUGGGCCCCCUACCCCAGCAACAAAAGGCUCCCUGAGGAGGUCCCCAGCUUCCAGCCACGACUGUUUGAGUGCUCCAGCCAGAUGGGCUGCCUGGUCCUUGCAGAAGUGGUGUUCUUCAGCCAGGAGGACCUGGACAAGUAUGACAUCAUGUUACUGGACACCUGGCAGGAGAUCUUCCUGUGGCUUGGGGAAGCUGCAAGUGAGUGGAAGGAGGCGGUGGCCUGGGGCCAGGAGUACCUGAAGACCCACCCAGCAGGGAGGAGCCUGGCCACACCCAUUGUGCUGGUCAAGCAGGGCCACGAGCCUCCCACCUUCACUGGAUGGUUCUUCACUUGGGACGCCUACAAGUGGACUAGCCACCCGUCCCACGAAGAAGUGGUGGAUGGCAUCCUGGCAGCAGCAUCAACCAUCUCUGAGAUAACAGCAGAAGUCAACAACUUCUGGCUAUCCAGAUGGCCAGGCAAUGGCAGGGCAGGUGCCGUGGCCCUGCAGGCCCUCAAGGGCUCCCAGGACAGCUCAGAGAAUAAGCUGAUGCGGAGCCCCAAGUCGGGUGGCAGCAGAACCAGCAGCUCCAUCAGCAGCACCAGCGCCACGAUCAACGGGGGCCUGCGCCGGGAACAACUGAUGCACCAGGCCGUUGAGGACCUGCCAGAGGGCGUGGACCCUGCCCGCAGGGAGUUCUAUCUCUCAGACUCUGACUUCCAAGAUAUCUUUGGGAAAUCCAAGGAGGAAUUCUACAGCAUGGCCACGUGGAGGCAGCGGCAGGAGAAAAAGCAGCUGGGCUUCUUCUGAACCCAAGCCCUCUCGACUGCCCCUAUUCCCCCGACCCCAACAUACCUACAGUGCUGGGGAGGCCCUGCUUCCACUCCCCUCAGAGCCUUCUGGUCAUCCUCUGCUUGUCAGUAAAAGCAGGCAGCCCAUA
Molecule: messenger RNA, 2802 nt
Organism: Symphalangus syndactylus (siamang)
Lineage: Eukaryota; Metazoa; Chordata; Mammalia; Primates; Hylobatidae
Gene: VILL
Product: villin like
Biological process (GO): actin polymerization or depolymerization; cytoskeleton organization; barbed-end actin filament capping
Cellular component (GO): actin cytoskeleton; cytoplasm
Molecular function (GO): phosphatidylinositol-4,5-bisphosphate binding; actin filament binding
Source: RefSeq, a predicted model, not a curated record